Pedinophyceae sp. YPF-701 is the source of this 3516-nucleotide messenger RNA. The record is from the annotation of a GenBank genome assembly. Lineage: Eukaryota; Viridiplantae; Chlorophyta; Pedinophyceae.
AUGGGCGCUGGGCAGCUGGGAGCAUGGCUCUCCGCCUUCCGCAAGCGGCACGGCCGCGACCCGGCCGCCCAGGACCUGACGCCCGAGGUUCGGAAGAUGAUCGCCGCGGCGAGGCAGAGCGCUGCUGGUGCCCAGGACGGCACCCCGCCCCGCGCCCACUCGCCCGGCGCGGAGAACCGCCCCCCCUGCGAUGACGUGAUUCCCGCGUCCCCGGCGGGAGCGAACCCCGUUCCCGAGACUCCUCCCGAAGCAGUCGCGCGGCCUCGCGCCGAACGCUCGCCCCAGCGGGACGCGAGCGCGGACGAGGCGCCGAAAGCCGCGCGUGGGCUGUUCUCGAGGCGUGGCGGGGCGCUGGGGGCGCAGACCGGCGCGGGGCCGAUGCGCAGGCUGCCCACUGGUCCGAGGAAGCCAAACAAGUACGACGAGCAGCACGCCAACGUCCAGCGCGCCCUCGAGGAGCGCCGCGUCCAGCGCCAGGCCGAGGACCUCGCGACGCGGGACGCCGCGAUGUUUGAGUCUGACGGCGAUGGCGAGGGCGCCGCCCGGCCGGAACCGGAAACGGCGCGUCCGGCGCCGUCGCGCGCGGACGUCGAGGCGCUGACGCGGCAGGACGUGGAGGGGAUGGUCGUGUCUGACAUCAAGGAGUAUCUGCGCGGUGUGGGCCUGCCUGUGUCAGGGCGCAAGGCGGAGCUGCUCGAGCGGCUGGUGUGCGCCGCGGAGGAGGGUCUGGAGGUGGCGCUGGCGGAGCACGCCCCGCAGAAGGCCCGGAAGAAGAAGGAUGCGGUGGUGGGGAUUCCGGGGGGCAACUUCGUGCGGUUGAACACGAAGCGGAAGUGGAAGUCCAGCCGGAAGGGCCGCGCGCCGAAGCCCGGGAAGUGGAGCAAGCCGACGGCCGCCCUGGCCCAGGCCGGCGUCGGCGUCAACGCCAAGGGGCUGCACGGCGUCACGGCGCUCGAGGGCGUCGAGGCAACCAUCGCGCGGAGCGGGCUGGAUCCGCAGCAGGUCCUGCGGAGGGGGACCUGCUUCCGUUGCGGCGGUGCGGGGCACUGGGCGGACGACUGCCCGCUCGGGAAGGAGGGCGGGCCGCCGCCGAGGGUUCCGGUGGGUCCCAAUGGGGCCCCGCGCCCGCCGUCGGCGCAACACCCGCUGCUGCGGCGCGGGCCGGCGCCGGAGCCCGGCAUCAACGAGGCUGCGGCCGUGGGCGUGCCGGGCGACGACGCUGGCGCGAAGUGGAUCGCCCGCACCGGCGAGUGCGGUCAGGGGGGGGUGUUUCGCGCGCCAGCGCUGCAGCCUGCUUCCGAGGAGCUGCUGGGCUGCCUGCGGGACGUGUUCGGGCACGAGGGCUUCCGUCCUGGCCAGGAGGAGGUCGUCCGGCGCGUGCUGUCGCUGCAGCCGACGAUGGCGGUCAUGCCCACGGGCUCAGGCAAGUCGCUGUUGUACCAACUGCCCGCGGCGCUCCUCGCGGCGCCGGUGGUGGUGCUGUCGCCGCUGACGGCGCUGAUGCGCGACCAGCUGCGCGCCCUGCCCGCGGCGCUGCCCGGCGCGAUGAUCACGGGGCAGCAGCCGCGCUCGGAGGUAGAACAAAUCAUCCAGCGGUUUGCCAGGGGGCACAUCAAGCUGCUGUACCUGUCGCCGGAGCGGCUCCAGUCCACGGUCUUCCGGCGCGCCCUCGCGGGCUCGUCCGUGCGCCCCGCGGUGGUCGUCGUCGACGAGGCGCACUGCGUCACCGAGUGGGGCGUCAACUUCCGCCCCGCGUACCUCCGCCUAGGGUCCCUGAUCCGCGACGUGCUGCAGCCGCAGUGCACGCUGGCGCUGACAGCCACGGCCACCCGCGCGGCCGAACAGGCGGCGCUGAAGCUGCUCGGCCUGCCGCGCGACUGCGCGACGCGCUGCGCGCCCGUGCCGCCGAACCUGCGGCUCAUGGUGCGGCGUGUCGACGGCGACGCUCUCGGCGCGCAAAUGCGGCAGGCGAUCCUGUGGGCCAUGAAGCACGGCGAGCUCAAGGACCACUCGUGCAUCAUCGUGUACACGCUGUACCAGCACCACGCGGACCAGAUCGCGGCGCUGCUGUCCGCGGGCGGCGUCACGGCGCUGCCGUACCACGCCGGGCGGCGCACCGACGACCGGCUGCUCGUGGAGCGUCGUUUCCGGGAGGGGCAUCUGCGCGUGGUGGUGGCGACGGUGGCGUUCGGCAUGGGGGUGGACUUGUCGCGCGUGACGGGCGUGGUGCACGCAGGCAUGCCGCGGUCGAUGGAGGAGUACGUGCAGCAGGUCGGGCGGGCGGGUCGGUCGGGCCGCGAGGGGGUGUGUGUGCUUCUGCUGUCCGACGCCGAGUUCGUGCGGUCGCGGAGCCUGGCGUUCUCGGACGGCGUCGAGCGCGCGUGCGUCGAGGAGAUGCUGCGGCAGAUCCUCGCGGACGACGGCGCCGGAGCGGGGCGCAAGCGGGCCCGCGACGGCGGCUGCCGCUGGCGGGUGCUGGCGCUGGACGGCAUGUGCGAGGCGCUGGACGCCAAGCGCGAGGUGAUCGAGACGGUCACGGCGUUCCUCGAGGUCAGGGAGCCGCCGCUGCUGACGGUCCACCCGCCGUGCUCGGAGUUCGUGGAGGUUAUGUUUUUCGGGGAUCCGGAGGCGCUCGCGGCGAGACACCCCGUCCUGACAGCGGUGCUCAACAUCUGCCCGCGGUCCCGCAACGGACGAUACAAGGUGGCGAUGGCCGCUCUGGUCGCUGAGACGAGCGCCGCGCCCCACGACGUCCUCAAGGAGCUCGCGGACGCCGCGGGCGUCGGACGGGACGCCAACGGGCCUGCCGGCGGCGACGGCGCUGGCGGGGCUGAGAGCAGCGCUGCGGGCGCGGACGGCGUGCGCUUCGAGCUCACCGGGGGGCCGGCGCUCGUGUACCGGCUCGCGCGGACCGCCGGCGACGACGUGGACCCGCAGGAGGUGUCGGGGGAGGUGUUUGGGCGCAUGCGUCGGGUGGAGUCAGGGCAGGUCGCGCGCCUCGACGCGCUGUACCGCGUCGCGGCCGCGGCCGCGCGCGAGGCCGACGCGAGCGCACAGGAGGCGCUGGUCCGGGAGCAGGUCGGGCGCUACUUCGACGAGGCAGCUCCGUCUGUCGCCCCUGACUCAGUCGCCGACGUCAGCGCCGCGACGGGGCCCGCGGCGGAGGCGCGCCUGGCGGGGCUGCCCCUCCAGCGUCCGGGUCCGAUCCUGCACGCGGACAUCCGGGCGUUCCUGGACACGCGACCCGAACUGGUGCGCGGGAGCGAGCGCGGGAAGCGGGCGAGGAAGGUGCGCGCCACGGACGCAGCGGCGACGCCGCGGGCGGUCGCGCGGAUCUUCCACGGGCUGGGGUCGCCGGCGUACCCCGCGAAGGCGUGGUGGGACGCGUCGGAGUGGAAGCGCUGGGCGGCGGUGGACUUCGUGUGCGUUGUGGAGGCCGCGCGGCAGGAGCUGGCGCUGGCGCGGCGCAGGAUGCGCGAGCGGGGCGAGAUCGACGAGGACGAGAGCUCAGAGUGA